CUUCGCAAUUCUUAUUUUCUUCAAUAACGAGAGAGAGAGAGAGAGAGAAAGUUCCAUUCUCAUUUCACAGUCCCAAUCGUAACGCAACUUCGAUUUUCAAUUUUUUCCCUCUUUCUCUCUCUUCUCUCUUCACAACACUACGUUUGUCAUCUGAACUGAGCUUCGGGGCUCGUUCCGUCUCUCGAACCCUUCCAUUUCCAUUUUAGGGUUUCACCGCGCCGAUGUCUGUAUACCUCAAAAUUGGAACUUCUUCAUCCGUCGUCGGCUACCGUUCUUGCUUCACCAACCGUGGAAGGCUUCGCUGUUUCUCUAAGAUCCUCUUUCGCCACUGGACUUGACACACUCCAAAAUUUAGGGUUUUUUCUUUUCGUUUCCAAACGUCGUUGCACUUCACUCAUUCCUGAACUAGUAACAAUAAUCGCUGUUGAGGCACGAGGUUUUGAUCCAAAUUGAUAUAAAAAUUAAAAAAAUAAAAUAAAAUAAAAAAAGAAAGGGUUGUGUUGUGUGAGUGGUGUAUUUGUUUCAAUUUGAUGGCUAGAAAGAAAUUGAUACCGGGGUUUCGGUUCCACCCCACUGGCGUUGAGUUGGUUGUGUACUUUCUGAAGAGGAAAGUGAUGGGGAAAAAGUUUUGUGAUGGUGUAAUAGCUGAACUUGACAUAUACAAGUAUGCUCCUUGGGAUCUCCCAGACAUGUCUUGUCUGAGAACUGGGGAAUUGGAAUGGUACUUCUUCUGCUCGAGAGAGAAGAAAUAUUGCAGUGGGAGCAGGAUGAAGCGCGCUACUGAAAUUGGGUAUUGGAAAGCUACUGGGCAGGAUAGAGUUGUUCGGCACAAUAAUCAAACUGUGGGGAAGAUAAAAACACUGAUAUUUCACACUGGUAAAUCGCCUCAUGGCAAAAGAACUGAUUGGGUUAUGCACGAGCAUAGGCUUGAAGAUAAGGACCUCGCUGACAAAGGAAUUGCUCAGGAUUCCUAUGUAGUCUGCAAGGUAUUCCAAAAGGAAGGUCGUGGUCCCAGGAAUGGUGCACAAUAUGGGAGACCGUUUAAUGAGGAAGACUGGGACGGUGAAGAACUGGGAAUACCUUGUGCUGCUUUGUCUGCACCACUUCCCAUCUUGCCUAUGACAUCUGAUGGUUCUGUUCCAAAUGACAAUGAUCUCCAUGCUGUUGGAUGUAUUGGGUUAGCUUCCACUUCAUGUCUAUCAGGAUCAAUGCCUUCUCCUGGCACAGCAAAUCCUUCUGAACCAAAUGAGAAAGCUGUUAACAAUGAUGAUGAUGAUAUUUUAUCAAUGCUUGAGAUUUUUAAAGAAGACAAUUUUUUUGAGAAGGUUGAUAAUCCUGGACUGGAAAACAUUGCUGAAGGUGCAGCUUUAGAUGGAUUUUUUGAGGGCUUGGAAGACUACAUGGCCGGUUUCUUCUCUGGCCAGAUUACUGGAUUUGGCACAAACGAAAUGGCUACUACAGGUGAUGUCGGGAGCUUUGACAACUUGGACUUCCUAGAGUUAAUCGACUUAGACCCUCCAUUGUUCAUGCCGACAACACAACCUUGAAGUUAUUUAGAGUUGCUAUGAAGAACUUUUGUGAUGACUUAGACUGACCUUUGGCAAACUAGCUAGAGGGCCAUUAAAUGAUUAAACUUGGAUACAGAUUUUUAAAUACUGUUGGUGGUGUUCUCCAAUAAAAAUGAAUGAGUUUCACUUUGACAAUGUGUAAUCAUUUAAUACAUAUAUCUGAUAUGCAGAUUAUCAAAGAUGAAACUUAAAUUCUAAUAAGAGUAACACCACCUAAGGUAUUGUAUCCAAGUUAUGUCUUUUAAAUAAUUGUUUUUAUCUUUGUUUUUUGGGUUUUAACUAUGACAAUCAAAUCCCGUGAUUGUUGUAAUUAUGUGUGCAUUUUUCAUUUUAGAACAUACUUCUUCUCAUAACAAAGGUUAUUUAUUUGAACGUAUUCA
Molecule: messenger RNA, 1948 nt
Organism: Cajanus cajan (pigeon pea)
Lineage: Eukaryota; Viridiplantae; Streptophyta; Magnoliopsida; Fabales; Fabaceae
Product: NAC domain-containing protein 82
Biological process (GO): regulation of DNA-templated transcription
Molecular function (GO): DNA binding
Source: RefSeq, a predicted model, not a curated record